Messenger RNA from Apis cerana (Asiatic honeybee), 906 nucleotides. RefSeq names its product MAGE-like protein 2. NCBI's taxonomy places the organism in Eukaryota, Metazoa, Arthropoda, Insecta, Hymenoptera, Apidae. The record is from RefSeq and is a predicted model, not a curated record.
CUUGUGUCCCUAGAGCAGCUAUAUAAAGUGUAUCAACGCCGACGAUUCGUCUCGAGUUGAUCUCUUAUUCACCUUGCCUUCGCGCGCGCGUCGAAUCCUUCGAGUUAAAGGAAAAAAAAAAAGAACAAAAAGAAAAAAGAAAUGGAGAAACUCGUUAUAAUCUUGAUGGCCGCCGUCCCCUGCCUGGCCGGGGAAUUGGAAUUGAGCGGCCACGGAUUGGGCGAUCACGGAUUGACUUUGGGAGAAAUAGCAGUGGGCCACGAGGGUGGAGAUAUUGGCUUAGAGGAAAUAGAGGAGCACGAAAUUGGGGAAUACGGUGGGCACGGUGGACAUUAUGUGCCGAUUGUGAAAUCGAUUGGUGUACCGGUUCCGAAGAAGGUUCCUAUAUUGAUUCCGAAACUGGAGGUUGAAUCCGUUCCACAGAAUUAUCCAGUUCCUGUAAUCGUACCGAAACCCGUUCCUUACCAGGUGGAGAAACAAGUGUUCAAGAAGGUGGAGAAGAAGGUGCCCACGCCCAUCGAGAAAAUCAUUCCGGUGAAAAUCGAGAAGCCGGUCCCAUUCCACGUGGUGAAGCACGUUCCCGUCCCCGUGGUGAAGCCUAUUCCAAUUAAGAUUCCAAUUUACAAAACGGUGGUGCACAGCCACAAGGGCCAUUAACGCGUUUGAAAUUGCGUUGUUGAUUGUUCUUCGUGUUAAUCGUCGUUGCGCACGGCGCAUCAUCCAAAUUAUUCUUUUCCUACGUAUAUACAUUACGUUAUCCUUUCACGUUCCCCAUCCCAUCCUUCAUAAUUAUGCGUUUCGAAAUUAUUUAUUUCGCAAAUUUCGCGUCGUUGUUAAUUAUCAUCGUUUAUAUUUUAUUGUUGUAAGAUUGUUAUAUGUUAAUACAAUAAAGUAAUAUUCGAUUUA